CUGUUUACGCGUGUUUUUCUCUGUGUCCACGGCUUUUGUGCUCUCUCUGCAGGUCAUCAUCACGGGCUGAUGACGAGCUGAAGUCCGCGCGCCGUGACGCGCCUGAGCUGCUCUACACUACGGUGGCAUGCGGUCUCCAUGGCAACCGGCUGAGUUGGUGCAGUGCGUUUGCGUGGUGUGGAGCGGUUUGUUCUGGCUGCACAAUUUUUACUCCCAGCUCUUUUAACGUCGGAAAACCAGCGCUGUGUACAGCGGAGCGGACACGGAGCGUAUCUAGCGCAUUUCAGACAUUACUGUGAUCAGAGCUGGGCGGCGGGGGACGGUUAUAAUGAGAGGUUUUCGUAGCGUUUCGGAGACUGGCGGAGUCGUGAGUGAGUGGACGGGCUGCUGCCUCGAAUGAUCAACUUAGCUUUAGGUUAGCUGGAGCUAAAUAACGCUAAGAUAGCUAACCGACAGAAUUUAUGUAAGAGCUGGGUUAGCUAUAGCUAGCUAACUGUCUGUACCAGCUAGUUUAAGGCUUUUCACGUCGAAGAGGUAGCUUAUCUAACGAGCUUUAACUAGCUUUAGCCUCACACUAACGAUUUUUUCGGUUGGGUUUUGGACUUUAUGAACGACUAUCGACUUUAUAAACGACUUUAUGAACGCGUCACGUCUGAUAGUAAUUAAUUAGUUAACUAGCUUAGUUAAUUAGCUAGCUGGGUUUGAUAGGUUUGUUCUUAUGGCUUGUAGUGAUGGUUUGGCCUGCAGUUAACUAAACUAGCUAGUUAGGUAGCUUAACUAGCUAGUCAGAGAAGGCUAGGUAGGUUAAUAAGCUAACGCUAGUUAGUUAGUUAGCUAACAGCUAGUUAACUAUCUAAGGCAAACGUCGCCCGCCACUUAGUCCCUCAGCCUGCCAGCCAGUCAUUCUCAUCGGCUGUGUAUAAGUGUGACCGGUGUUCUGUCAAGUUGUGUUAUGCUUCUAUAUGUGCUUCUUACACCAGUGCGCAAGCGCAGAUCUGCAUUUUUUUUGUUUUAAUGUAAGUUUUCAUGUGUUUUUCCGGUAAUUCUGUUUUUAAUCGCCCUGCCUCUAUUUGAAUUUGUAUUGCAAAUGUGUAAAUGGCAGUUAAUAAUAAAAGUAAUAAUAAGACUAUAAAAAUAUAUAAAAACUGGUUCUACUCUACUCACUUUUCCUUUAACUGAUAUAUUGAUUGAGACUUUCAAAAAAAAUCAUACCGAGACUUUUUUAGCGUGCAUUUUUAAAUAUGGUGCUUUUUAUCUGGUAUUUUUGCGUUUAAAUACUCACUUGGGUAGCACGGUUUGACGGGGUAGCACAAAUCGACAGAACACCCGUAUGUGUGUGGAUGUAAGUGUGUGACAGCUACGGCAAUGGGAAAACUAGCCUUUGCACAGCCACCCAUAUUCCUCACAAAGUUCAACAGCAUCCCUCGUUCACGGGAAUCCCAGCUCUGCGUCGCGUGGUUUUGCCAACGCCAGUGCUUUUCCACCUCCUUCCCGACUGGAUACGACUAGAGGCUUCUGAACACAGCAGAGCAUCUUCAGCAGGAGCAGCACCACCACCACCACCCGAUGAAUUAGUUAUAGCCAGCCAUCUAACCUAACCUAGCUAAGUCCUGCUAUAACCUGAAGGAGGGAUACUGUUUUUCUUCUUUUUCUUGUCGUGGGAGGAACAGCUCCUUCUUCUCCCAGGAAAAGUCGAAUCAGCGUUAAGACUUAGCUAAGGACCUGCAGUCAUGACUGAGGAGCUGUAACAGACAAGAGAGGACUUCUUCUCUCUCCAUCACAUCCAUAAACAGCACCAAACCAAACCGGGACCAGAUGUUUGUCGGCAAAAUGACUCUUAGCCAGUCCGGUCUGUUUGGGCAGAUAGAUGACCUGCAGGACCUCACGUUCAUCGAGAGACCUAUACGCAGGAGCCUAAAGACUGCAGAAGAGAUUGACAAGUUAACUGUUGAUGAAGAUCUGAAUGACAUAGAGCGGGCAGUCUACCUCCUCAGCUCUGGUCAGGAUGUCCAGCGAGCCAGUGUGAUCGUCAACUUGCCAAACCUGGUGCGUCAGAACCCAGCAGAGACGUUCCGGAGGGUGGUGCCAAAAGUCAGGGAGGUGCUGCACGUCGCUGGGGCAGACAUGCAGCUCGCUGCAGCAGGCUCUUUCUUGACCAUUCUCCAGGACGACAUUGUCCUCAUCCAGACGCACACCCACUCAAUCCUGCAGAUAGUUCUGCUCAACCUAGACCACAGGGAUGCAGUGGUCGGCAACGCUUGGCUAGAGACUUUGCUAUCAGCUAUUGAUGCUUUACCAAAAGAAACAAUUAGACAGGAGAUUCUUAGCCCACUGGUAUCUAAAGCUCAGCUCUCCCAGUCUGUACCAGCCCGUCUGGCCAGCUGUCGCAUCCUAGGGAAGGUUGCUGCCAAGUUUGAGUCAUCAGUAGUGAAGAAGGACCUGCUGCCUCUGGUCAGGUCGUUGUGUCAGGACGUGGAGUACGAGGUGCGCUCCUGCAUGUGUCGCCAGCUGGAGAACAUCGCCAGGGGAAUUGGGCUGGACCAUACAAAGGCUGUGGUGCUGCCGGAAUUGGUUGAGCUGGCCAGAGAUGAGGGAAGCACUGUAAGACUGGCGGCCUUUGACACCAUCAUCAACCUUCUAGAGAUGUUUGAUAGCGAUGACAGGACACGUGUUAUAUUUCCCCUGGUGAAGACAUUCUGUGAGAAGUGCUUUAAAGCUGAUGAAGCAGUGCUGGCCUCCCUGUCCUUCCAGUAUGGCAAGCUCUGUCAUGGCCUCUCAGCAUCAUUCACAGAUGAACAGCACCUCUGGUUUCUGGAAUUCUAUAAGAAGCUGUGUUGCUUGGGACUGCAGCAUGAGAACGGUCACUGCGAUAGCCAGCCUUACCCCCUAGAGCUGGAGAACAAGUACGCACUGGUGCGGAGGAAUUGCGCCUACAACUUCCCUGCUAUGGUGUUGUUUGCUGAUCCGAACCACUUUUUGUCUGAGUUAUACCGGACCUUCUCAAGCUUGUGUCACGACCCUGAAAUCUCAGUCCGACGGACAGCUGCUGAAGGAUUCCAUGAGGUGGUUAAACUGCUGGCUCCAAAUGUGCACUACGUACACAAAGAGCUCAUCACCUUGCUGCAGGACGAUUCAUUAGAGGUUCUGGACGCCCUGCUCAGUCACCUUCAAGAGACUUUGGAGUUGGCAACAUCUAGAGGAGAAGGUGCAGGGCCAGAGAGUAAGCAGGUGAAUGUGCCGGAUCUGGUGCCUGCCCUGGUGACAGCUGAGCAGAAGGCUGCGUCCUCUCUGCGCUGGAGGGUCCAUGAGAAACUCCUGCAGCGUUAUUCCUGCUUGCCCCGCGUCGUAUCUGGAGACCAGAUCUACUUCCGCUUCUUGCAAAGAAUGUUUAACAUCAUAACCACAAAUAAUGUUCUGCCGGUUCAGAGGGAAGCUGCCCGGACUCUAUGUGUGUUUCUGCGCUAUAAUCGUAAGCAGGAGCAACGGCAGGAGAUCAUCAGCAAAAUAAUACAGGAACUUGCUCAGGGUAGAAGCUAUUGGAACAGGUUGCGUUUUUUGGAUCUGUGUGAGAUUGCCAUAGAUCUCUUCUCCAAAUCCUACUUCUGCAAGCACUUCCUAAUUCAGGCACUGGAACUUGUCAAUGACCCUGUGGCCAAUGUCAGAUAUAAGCUGUGUCACAUGCUGCCCAGGUUAAGAUCCACCAUCAGGUUGCCAGCUGACAAACACCUGCUACAGGAACUGGAGUUCUGUGUCCGAAAAUUGCUCUGUCGUGAAAAAGACAAAGACGUAGUGGCCACAGUGCGCAAGACAGUCCUGGAGCUAGACAAAAUGGACAUCACAGAACCGUAUCAUAAAAGGCAUGAAAGAGAUCUUCUGGACCAGAAGAAAGAAAAGGAGGAAACCUUACUACUUGAAAUGGAACUGCUAGAACGGCAGCAAAGCGAGGCCAAACUGGUAGGAGAGAAACAUACUGAGAAGAAACGAAGAGACAGUAAAGCAGGACUUUCUGGUAGCAAAGGCAUGUCAGGGUCUACAUCUGGAGCCACACUGUCCACAUCUGCUGGUAAGGAAAUGCGGAGAGCCAAACUGGCUCGCAGCCGUUCCCUCAGUAGCCAUCCCAGCACUCCUAAAAUGUCAAACUCUGACAAGACCCUAAAAGUGAAGGAAUCAGGAAGUUGUCCUGGAUCAGGGAAAAGUUCCAUAAUUCCAAUCAAUGAUGACGCCCUGCGAUCCCAUCAUUUCAACGUGGCCUCCUCGUCCUCCUCAUUGUCUCCAACUCCCUCUACCUCCUCCAUGCCUGUGCUGAUCCGCAGCAACACAAGCAGCUCUGUAGAUCAUCGAAGCAACGGCAGCAAAGACACACAGUCCAGAAAACUUUCCAUACAAAGGAAGUCCAAUUCAUUUGGCAUGCAGUCUGGGAGGGAGUGACAGUCACUCAGUUGAGAGGACUCAGGCAUAGUGGCUGUUGUGAAGUGACCCCCCUCCCGUGGCCUGGAGCUUGGAGAAGGACAUAAUGGCUCUCCGUGUCCAUCCUGGAGAUACAUCGUCUGCCUGUUGCUGUGUCCAUCCCUCGUUCCUCCUCUGUAGCAGAACCAGCUGGACUUUCUUUGCUUAGGCUGUGGAGGAGGAAAGGGGCCCCAGGAUUUUUUUCACAUCAAUGAAAGUAAACAUUGAUCCAUCUCUGCCUUAUUCCACACUAAAAAUUGCACCAUUUAUCAAAAACGAAAAGAGCGGUGGAGUAAUAUGAUGUAUUUAAUUUAUUGGUUCAUUUAUUUUUUUGUUUCUUGUAUUAUAGCAUGCUUUGCAAAUUUUCUUUGUUUUAUAUUUUCCAACUGGCUAUGAAAAAAGAUGCAGUAUGUAUUUUUAUGAGCGCCACCUUUAAGAGUUCUGGGACUCUCCAUCCAGUGACAUUUGUGCCUGGUGCAUCACAGCACCUGAGUUAUUCACGCCAAUCUUUCAGAAUCCAAUCAAUAAAGCCCAUGUUGAACACAA
This is a messenger RNA of Astyanax mexicanus (Mexican tetra), 4992 nucleotides long. It is a transcript of the gene ppp4r4, whose product is annotated as protein phosphatase 4, regulatory subunit 4. Gene Ontology annotation, molecular function: protein phosphatase regulator activity. Bases 1816 to 4428 code for a protein of 870 amino acids. Lineage: Eukaryota; Metazoa; Chordata; Actinopteri; Characiformes; Acestrorhamphidae. The record is from RefSeq and is a predicted model, not a curated record. Gene Ontology annotation, cellular component: protein serine/threonine phosphatase complex; cytosol. The transcript has 25 exons.